CUAAAGUCGUGGGAAUAUUGUUUUGAAGACUGUCGGCCAGAUCACCAAUUUGUACGCAGCAGCAGAAUUGCGUCAACAGCAUUCUGCUUGAGCCGGGCUGCUGUCUCAUCGCUGAGAAGAGCCCCUUGACGCUGACUUGGGUCACCAGCAGCGCAAGGAGUACAAGGCUGCAUGGCAGCAGGGUAGGAUGAGAUGUUGCUGUUGUUUCUGACUGUGCUGCUUGUGAGUGAGUUUGGCGCUGGGCUGCGCCGUCAUGGCCACCACGGCCUCCUGCUGCCCCCGCCGAACGUGCACAACUAUCCUGUGCCUCCGGACCAGUGGUUCACGCAGAAGCUGGACCACUCGCAGCCGAGUGACUUGCGCACCUGGCAGCAGCGUUACUUCACCAACGACACGUUCUACCGUCCUGGCGGUCCCGUGUUUCUGAUGAUCGGCGGCGAGGGUACAGCUAGCCCAGUCUGGAUGGUCACCGGCUCCUGGAUCGAGUACGCCGAGGAGCAUGGCGCUCUGUGCUUCCAGCUCGAGCACCGGUUCUACGGCAAGAGCCACCCCACUGAGGACAUGAGUGUGAAGAACCUGCGCUACCUGAGCUCGGAGCAGGCGCUGGCCGAUCUGGCCACAUUCUCCGCUGCCAUGGAGGAGAAGCACGCGCUGCCCGAGGGCACCAAAUGGGUGGCGUUCGGCGGCUCGUACCCGGGCAGUCUGGCCGCCUGGUACCGACUCAAGUACCCGCACAUGGUACACGCGGCAGUGUCCAGCAGCGCGCCGCUGGUCGCCAAAACAAACUUCUAUGAGUUUCUGGAGGUGGUCUCGGACGCGGUGAAGGCCGAGUCGGGCGAUACUUGCUACAGCAACAUCGCCGCCGCGUUCACCGAACUCGAGAAACAGCUGGCCGACAAGAAGCGGUGGCGCCCGCUCGGAAAACUGUUCCGUCUGUGCGAUCCGUACGCGGCCUCGGAUCUGAACACCUCCAGCCUGGUGUCGAGUCUGGCCGACCUGUUCGAGGGCACCGUCCAGUACAACCGGGAUAACCGGGAGUUCGAGGGAGCCAAGGACGCCAACAUCACCGUCAGCACCCUCUGCCACCUAAUGUCGGACGGAGCCGGCUCACCGCUGGACCGUCUGGCUGCCGUCAAUGCAGCGCUGAUGGCAGUUCGCGGCGACAAGUGUCUGGACUAUACGUAUAAGUCGGAGAUGGACAAAAUGAGGCAGGAGAGCUUCGACAGUCCGGACAACACUGGCAUGCGUCAGUGGAUCUACCAGACGUGUAACGAGUUCGGAUGGUACCAGACAUCUGACGCCGAGGGCCAGCCAUUCGGGCACCGCUUUCCGCUGACCUUCUCUGUGCAGCAGUGCAUGGACGCAUAUGGAACCAAGUUCAACCAGUCUUUCAUCGACGCGGCUGUGGCCGCCACCAACGUGCGGUACGGCGGGCGGGGCAUCCGCGUGAGGCGCGUGGUCUUCAUCAACGGCAGCAUCGACCCGUGGCACGCCAUGGGUCUGACGGCCACCCGCAGCCGGCACGCGCCGGUCAUCUACGUCAACGGAACGGCCCACUGCGCCAACAUGUACCCCUCGCGGGACGAGGACCUGCCAGAGCUGAAGGCAGCCCGCCGCCGCAUCGGCCGCCUCAUCGCCAGGUGGCUGCAGGAGGACGACCAGUGACGUCAGCACCGACCAGUGACGUCAUCGGGACGGCACCUCCAGACGGCGUCCGUAACAUCAGCUGGCGCGGAUGUAAGGUGUGCGGUCGGGCGUUUAUUACUGGGCUGUUUAAACAUGCUUAUUUUCUACCAUACAUUUUACAGUAUAGGCUUAUGAUAACUUGUAUUCACUGAGGUCAUUUACUGCUACAUCGCAUGGAAAGCUGCACCAUAAUCAGGCAUUUCCUGAUUGAUGUUACGUGUUGAUUACAUUUCACACUUGUCUGGAAAGUGCGCGAAAUUUUGGCUGUGCUUGAAACUCAAUGUCCAUGAACCUUUGUACUUAUAUUAUAUCGUGUAUAAUUGCUUCACACCGCAAUCGUGCCUUUAAGUCCAUAGUUGUUGGAGUUAAAACCAGGGAUGCGGAGCCGUGGAAAUUUCAGACGGCUCCGGCUCCGCACCCCUGGUCUUUGUCUUUUGUAUAGGCGAACUUAAUUUUAAUGCGGAUUUCAUGGCUGCGAUAUGAAGUGAUGAGAUUACAUGGGGCCAUCAGAAUAUUCUGUAAUACUCCUUCAUAAAUGACACCACAUCAUAAAUCACUCUCACAUAAUGUGUUGUCUCGUUCGAUGCAAACUUUUGAAGGGAAAAAGCGCCCACCUACCGAUGGGCUCCAGCCUUCACUCGAAACAGUCGUGUGUCGAUAGACCAGGUUUCUGACGAGGGACUGCUGGGCUGCGCACUCCUUGCCCACUGUUAUUGUUUGUAUACUCGUUGGAAUGCCAUGAUAAGGCACUGAGUUAACUGGUGCCGACUGUGCCAAGUUUACACGUCUACCGUAUCGCCUCAUGUAUUCCAGGGCACUAAAGAUUAUUCAAUUUGUGAUAAUCGCUGUGUUGCAUGCUGGUUUCUAGCUACAUUGGGUCAUAUUCAUAUUAUGACCCGGUCUGUCAGGGCAUUUUAGGAAUACAUACGUCCGCUUAGUU
Messenger RNA from Amphibalanus amphitrite, 2626 nucleotides. Its product is annotated as putative serine protease K12H4.7. NCBI's taxonomy places the organism in Eukaryota, Metazoa, Arthropoda, Thecostraca, Balanomorpha, Balanidae. The transcript has 11 exons. Gene Ontology annotation, molecular function: serine-type exopeptidase activity; dipeptidyl-peptidase activity. Gene Ontology annotation, biological process: proteolysis. The coding region runs from base 193 to 1665 and encodes 490 amino acids. The record is from RefSeq and is a predicted model, not a curated record.